UGAACUCAGGUCCUCCUGAAUCCAGGGCUGGUACUCUAUCCACUGCGCCACCUAACUGUCCCUAAAACAUCUCCCCUAGCAAGUAAAGGUAGAGCUUGCAAGGGAGUAUACGUGAGCCCCCUAUGCAAAAAAAUUUAGGCCCCUGGUAUACUAGUAUCAGGUCUCCCUUUUAAGGAAAAAGUAGUUCAGUAUGAUGACCACUUUACAGACAGACUACUGUGCAUCUUGGUUAGAUUUAUAAAACCUGAGAGUUGGGAAGGAUAUUAGAAUACCAGCUAAUACAAAAUCACUCUCUGAGAAAGCCUUUCUAUCAUAUCCAAAUGAGGUUAGUUGACUUACCCAAGGUUUUUCACAGUUUGUAAAUGGCAAAACUGAGGGUAGAACCAUGGUCUUCUGACCAUUGUGCCAUACUGCCUCCCAGUAUGGAGCAUGUAGGAAGAGAGGGAGGAAUAACAAAAACCGUCCAAACCAAAAAAAAAAAAAGGAUGUUCCUCCCAGCAUUCCCUAAGGCCAGUCUAGUGCAGUAAGGUAGAGCAUGUCCAAGGACUCUGCUCCAAUUUUAGGGGUCUGUUCUAGUCCAAUUAUUAGUACAGGGUACAAAUUUGAGGUUUGAAUAUGAUCUCCAAGACUGCUCUGCUCCCCCUUCCAAGGACUCCAGCCUAGACCUGAUGGUGGACCAGGCCAGGCCUACAACUCCUCCGCAGCAUUGUGGAACCCCCCCGCCCAGAGCCACUCUCCCAGACCCAAGUCCAGGGUAUGUGAGAAUGGGUACUUGCCUUGCUCCACCUACUUUGGAAAAUUCCUGCACCAAAUUGGAAAAAGUUACAUAUGAAGGUGAUAAUACAUGUCUUUAAAAUCUCAAAAAGCUGAUGAGCUGUUUCCUCUGACCACUCCUCCUUCCUUUUAAAAGUAGAUAGUGAAGUAGUUAUGUUGGCUGAAAAGUUCAGACAGUGACACACAGCCAUGUAGGCUCUAAUCCACAAAUUGAAACAAGAAUGUGGGUAGGGAAAACAGAGGACACAAGGACAUACAUGUUAUGGAAGGACAUACAGACUGCUAUUGCUGACGCAGUAGUGUCAGCCACAGCCCCUAGCUGCCCCCCCCCGCCUCUCUCCCUCACCAGCUGCCAGUCUAGCUCUGCCCUGUAUCUCCGGCACCUGUCACUGCCUGUCCUUGCCUAGGGGGCCCAAGAGCCCCUCCUCAGCUGCCCAGCGGAGCAAGCAGUCAGAGGGGAGGGAACAUGGAGCGGGGGUUAGGGGUGGGGACAGGGACAGGACUCGGGGCCCGGCUUCGAGUAGUGCUGGGCUGGUUGCUGAGGGUAUUGCUCUGGCUAGCAUCAGCCCUCCUGUACUUUGGAAGCGAGCAGGCCGCCCGACUCCUGGGGAGCCCUUGCCUGCGGCGCCUUUACCAUGCCUGGUUAGCUGCAGUUGUCAUCUUUGGACCGUUGCUACAAUUCCGUGUCAACCCCCGCACUAUCUUCGCCAGCCACGGCAACUUCUUCAACAUCAAGUUUGUGAACUCCGCCUGGGGCUGGACCUGCACCUUCCUGGGAGGUUUCGUGCUACUGGUGGUGUUCCUGGCCACACGUCGAGUGGCAGUGACGGCUCGGCACCUAAGCCGGCUGGUGGUAGGGGCAGCGGUUUGGCGAGGGGCCGGCCGUGCUUUCCUGCUCAUUGAGGACCUGACAGGCUCCUGUUUUGAGCCUCUGCCCCAGGGGCUGCUGCUCCACGAGCUGCCUGACCGACGCAGCUGCCUGGCAGCCGGCCACCAGUGGAGGGGCUACACUGUCUCCUCGCACACCUUCCUGCUCACCUUUUGCUGCCUGCUCAUGGCUGAGGAGACUGCAGUCUUUGCCCGGUACCUGGCCCAUGGGCUGCCUGCCGGCGCCCCUCUUCGACUUGUCUUCCUUCUCAACGUGCUGCUGCUGAGCCUCUGGAACUUCCUGCUACUCUGCACUGUCAUCUACUUCCACCGAUACACCCACAAGGUGGUAGGUGCUGCUGUGGGCACCUUUGCCUGGCACCUCACCUACGGCAGCUGGUACCGCCAACCCUGGUCACCGGGGAGUCCAGGCCACGGGCUCUUCACCCAUCCCCAAUGCCCCCACUCCAGACUUCAGCGCGACUGAUGGGAAUAAAGGCAAAUCAAAGCCAG
Phascolarctos cinereus (koala) is the source of this 2154-nucleotide messenger RNA. RefSeq names its product fat storage inducing transmembrane protein 1 (gene FITM1). The record is from RefSeq and is a predicted model, not a curated record. Gene Ontology annotation, molecular function: coenzyme A diphosphatase activity. Gene Ontology annotation, cellular component: endoplasmic reticulum membrane. Lineage: Eukaryota; Metazoa; Chordata; Mammalia; Diprotodontia; Phascolarctidae. Gene Ontology annotation, biological process: phospholipid biosynthetic process; lipid droplet organization; lipid storage.